AUGUUUAGACGUUCAGCUACAGCUUGUACAAAAAAAAAGAAACUGAAAGUUUUUCAAUUGAAUUCUACUCGUUCAUCAUCAUCAUCAUCUUCCGAUGAUUCAGUAUCAUCUACUUCUUCUUCAGACUCAUCUUACACCUCCUCUCAUUCAUCAUCACAAGACAGUGAUAACACAUUGAAUGUAUCGUUUAAAGAAAUGUCUCUUUCAUCAAAGAAUUUCACUAUAACUACAGCAACAUCGAAGUCUAAUACCACUACAACUAUAAAUCCAGAAAUCAUUGUUGAAUCAAAAUCAUCUGAACCAUCAACAAAUAUGCAUCCAUUUGUAGGACCUAUGUCAUUUUUUAAAACGGAACGUGGUGGAAUAAAUCUGUGCAUGAUUGGAUUUAGCUAUCAAAAGGUAAAAGAAUUAAAAGAUCAAAUUAAAUGGUGGUGUUGUGAAACUCGCAAUAACCCGGUAAAAUGUCCAGUUCUUUUAUACACAAGUUAUAAUCAGGGAAAUGAUGAUCAUCCACAAUAUAAUUUUAAAAAAGUAACUGGAGAUCAUAAUCAUCAACCAGAUCAAGACAAACUUAUAAUUCAAAAAUUUAAAUCAGAUUUAAAACAAAUGACACAAUCUUCCACAGUACCACCUUCAAUUGCUACCUACAAUCAACUUGCUGCAACUAUGAAACUAGGAAGAAGUCAAAUGGCACAAUUACCACCUUUCAAUAGUAUUCGUAUGACACUUUGGAGAGCGCAUAAUCGGAAUAUGCCUCAACUACCAACUGAUAUCAAUUCUCAUAUUCCAGCUGACUUUUCUACUACAACAGAUGAUAAACCAUUUAUAUUAUUAGAUUAUUCAUAUGCAAAACGAACCAAACGAAUAUUAAUGUGUUCUCAUCGGAACAACAAUUUAAAUUUCGCUAUAACACCUCGACAAUUUAAACAAACAUAUAUUACACAAGCUCAUGAUAUUGAAUCUAAUCAAGUUUUACCAGUUGCAUGGAUUCUUUUGAAUGACAAAAAAGGAAUAACAUAUAAAAUUUUAUUCAAAAAAAUUAUUGCUUUGGCUGAAAAACGUGGAUAUAAAUUUUGUCCAUCAGAUAUUAUGUCUGACUAUGAGUCAGGAAUUAUAUCAACCUUGAAAGAAUUGGUAAGUCUUUGUAGAAAAUAGUUGUUGUCAUUAAGAAAUUCUCGUCAUUUUGUGAAACACGACCUGAAACGAGUGUUGAAGUGUUUAGGGGUAGAAAUUUGGACCCCCCCCCCCUCCCCCCACAGACCGUGACUGAGAACCUCCGAACCCAUCACAGACCGUGACAGAGAACCUCCGAACCCAUCACAGACCGUGACAGAGAAACCCUAAUACCCAUCAAAGACCGUGACAGAGAAACCAAAUACCCAUCACAGACCGUGACAGAGAACCUGUGGACCCAUCGCAGACCGUGACAGAGAAACCUCAAUAUCCAUCACAGACCGCGACAGAGAAACCCCAAUAUCCAUCACAGACCGUAACAGAAAAAUCCCAAUAUCC
Rotaria sordida is the source of this 1512-nucleotide messenger RNA. Lineage: Eukaryota; Metazoa; Rotifera; Eurotatoria; Philodinida; Philodinidae. The record is from the annotation of a GenBank genome assembly.